AUGCUCCGUUAUCCCUCCCGUGCGUCGUUGCACUUGCUGACGGUGCGUAGCAGCAGUGGCACAGUGGCACAUCCAGCCCUCCUCACCUGUAGCCGCCGCUUCACAGAUAAGGUACUGAUCGGUUCGUGCUCUUCUCUUUUCACGUGCUCAACGACGACAGGGCUUUUCCAUCUACUGGUCACCCCUGUCAGCCCUUCUGUUGCCUUGGCAACGCUGGCGACAGCAGCAGCGAGCGGCGCCUUGUGCGUCGUCGACGGCGGCAGCUUGAACGGCACAACCUUUGGUGCCGUUGUCGGCAUCUUCAUUGGCGCUAUGGGCGGCUUCUACGCCAAGUCACAGAAGGAGCCGUGGCGCAAGUAG
Molecule: messenger RNA, 360 nt
Organism: Leishmania braziliensis MHOM/BR/75/M2904
Lineage: Eukaryota; Euglenozoa; Kinetoplastea; Trypanosomatida; Trypanosomatidae
Exons: 1
Coding region: 1-360 (119 amino acids)
Source: RefSeq, a predicted model, not a curated record